AUGUACGAAGAUCCAAGAGCGAGGGAAGGGGCUCCUCAUCAAGACAGUCUUCUCAAGGUCUCUGGUUCUUAUCGCCUUCGGCACGCAGUUGGCGUUGGGUGGCACAUAAGGUUCUACAACCGAGUAUUAGUGAAUGUUCCCCACCUCCCUGAAUCUUCGCUUCCCCUUCAGCUAGUCCGAGACUCCGAACAUAUCAUGGAAAUGCGCCUGGGCAACUCUGGACUGAAGGUGUCACGGAUUAUCCUGGGAUGCAUGUCAUAUGGUUCUUCUGAACGGAUGCCUUGGGUGCUCGGUGAGGAGGAAGGGAUCAGGCAUGUCAAGGCUGCCUACGAUAUCGGCACUAGACGUUCGAUACUGCAAAUAACAGUGACAGAAAAACAUGUUGGACAAAAUCCGGAGGACUUCGGAUAUGUUAAUCAAGAAGGCCUCAGUCGAAAGCAUAUCUUCGACUCUGUCAAGCACAGUUUGAGGCGCUUGCAGUUAGAUUAUAUCGAUGUCUUGCAAUUUCAUGCUAUGCAAAACUACGCAAUCGCGCACGGGUUGACCCCAUCCAUAUCGAUGCAGAAUCAUUACAACAUGAUCUACCGAGAAGAAGAGCAAGAGAUGAUGCCUGUCCUGAAGUCGCCCCCUGGUCGUGGUCUCCUUGCUCGUCCCGCAAGAGCGGAACGAACUACGCGUGGAAGUUUUGAUCGAUGGCACGCGAUGUAUCUUGACGACUCAGGCGCCGCACAGGUCAUCGAUAGAGUGGAAAAACUUUCCAAAAACAAGGGAGUUUCCACGGCUCAAAUCUCGAUGGCAUGGAUCCUGUCCAAGGACGGUAGAUCAGCUUUCGCACCCAUUCAGCAGUUAUCCGGGCUCAAAUCACUCUGUAUCCUUGGUGUUACAUCAGUUGUGGCGGCGCCAGUGAUCGGUACUACCCCGCUUGACAAUCUGUAUGAUAUCGUUGGCGGAUCAGACGUGAGCCUCACGGGUGAUGAGGUGAAGUAUCUGGAGGAGGCAUAUAGGCCAAUGCCCAUUCUCGGACAUUCUUAG
Molecule: messenger RNA, 1032 nt
Organism: Heterobasidion irregulare TC 32-1
Lineage: Eukaryota; Fungi; Basidiomycota; Agaricomycetes; Russulales; Bondarzewiaceae
Gene: akr1
Product: Aldo-keto reductase 1
Exons: 11
Coding region: 1-1032 (343 amino acids)
Source: RefSeq, a predicted model, not a curated record